This is a messenger RNA of Hippopotamus amphibius kiboko, 6054 nucleotides long. It is a transcript of the gene PURA, whose product is annotated as purine rich element binding protein A. Lineage: Eukaryota; Metazoa; Chordata; Mammalia; Artiodactyla; Hippopotamidae. The coding region runs from base 510 to 1481 and encodes 323 amino acids. Gene Ontology annotation, molecular function: DNA-binding transcription factor activity, RNA polymerase II-specific; RNA polymerase II transcription regulatory region sequence-specific DNA binding; purine-rich negative regulatory element binding. The record is from RefSeq and is a predicted model, not a curated record. Gene Ontology annotation, biological process: regulation of transcription by RNA polymerase II. The transcript is spliced from 2 exons. Gene Ontology annotation, cellular component: nucleus.
GCAGGGGAAGGAGGAGGAGGGAGAGCCAAGGGGGCUGUGAGUGAGCGGGAGAAGCAGGGUGUGAGCCGGACUUGCCAGCGGGAGGGAGAACGAGCGAGAGCCGAGCCAGCCUUCCGAGCCGCCUCCUCCUCCUCCCCUCGGCGUCCCGCCCCCGCCUGCCAGCCCGCCCUUCUCCCUCCUCAGCCGGCAGAGCCCGAGUGAGGCGCAGCUCGGCUAGCGCCGCUGUCCAGGACAGGUGUGCGCGCGCGCGCCCUCCUCCCCUCCCCCUUUCCUCGCGCCCGCCUAGCGCCUGCCUCGCGCGCGCCCUCCCUCCCUCCAGCCCGCGCCCUCCCUCACCUGCGGCAGGACAGCGCCCGCCCGCCCGGAUCUCGCGAGAGUGGCUGACUGGCUGUGGGGGUUGCGGCGGCAGCAGGCGGAGCCGGGGAGGGAAAGCAGCGGCGGCUGAGGCGACUGAGGCGGCGGCGGGCGGAGCGGCAGGCGGCGGCGGCGCGGCGGCGGAGCGCAGCAUCAUGGCGGACCGAGACAGCGGCAGCGAGCAGGGUGGUGCGGCGCUGGGCUCGGGCGGCUCCCUGGGGCACCCGGGCUCGGGCUCGGGCUCCGGCGGGGGCGGUGGUGGCGGCGGGGGCGGCGGCGGCGGCAGUGGCGGCGGCGGCGGCGGGGCCCCGGGGGGGCUGCAGCACGAGACGCAGGAGCUGGCCUCCAAGCGGGUGGACAUCCAGAACAAGCGCUUCUACCUGGACGUGAAGCAGAACGCCAAGGGCCGCUUCCUGAAGAUCGCUGAGGUGGGCGCGGGCGGCAACAAGAGCCGCCUUACUCUCUCCAUGUCAGUGGCCGUGGAGUUCCGCGACUACCUGGGCGACUUCAUCGAGCACUACGCGCAGCUGGGCCCCAGCCAGCCGCCAGACCUGGCCCAGGCGCAGGACGAGCCGCGCCGGGCUCUUAAGAGCGAGUUCCUGGUGCGCGAGAACCGCAAGUACUACAUGGAUCUCAAGGAGAACCAGCGCGGCCGCUUCCUGCGCAUCCGCCAGACGGUCAACCGGGGGCCCGGCCUGGGUUCCACGCAGGGCCAGACCAUUGCACUGCCCGCACAGGGGCUCAUCGAGUUCCGCGACGCUCUGGCCAAGCUCAUCGACGACUACGGAGUGGAGGAGGAGCCGGCCGAGCUGCCCGAGGGCACCUCCUUGACUGUGGACAACAAGCGCUUCUUCUUCGAUGUGGGCUCCAACAAGUACGGCGUGUUUAUGCGAGUGAGCGAGGUGAAGCCCACCUACCGCAACUCCAUCACAGUGCCCUACAAGGUGUGGGCCAAGUUCGGACACACCUUCUGCAAGUACUCGGAGGAGAUGAAGAAGAUUCAAGAGAAGCAGAGGGAGAAGCGAGCUGCCUGUGAGCAGCUCCACCAGCAGCAGCAGCAGCAACAGGAGGAGACCGCCGCUGCCACCCUUCUGCUGCAGGGUGAGGAAGAAGGGGAAGAAGAUUGAUCAAACUGAAUAGAAAAAAACCCACACACAUGCAUACACACACACAGACACACACACACACACAGCCACACACAGAGAAAAUAUACUGUAAAGAAAGAGAGAAAAUAAAAAGUAAAAAAGUUAAAAAAAAAAAAAAAAAAAAGAACUGUUAACUCCAAGGGAGCACCACCCACAGAACCUCCACCAACUGACAGUUUCUCUUCUUGACUUGCCACCCAUCGCUGGAUGUUGUCCACUUUAUCCACCAUAUAAAACAGUAAGCAGCUGCUAAAAACAAAAAACAAAAAAAAAAACAAAAAGUAAUAACAUUAUAUGAACUGUGUUUCCUACUUGAUUAAAAAAUAUAAAGAACUGAGUGUUUAUUUCCCUAAUUAACCAAGAACUUUUGUACACGUUUAAGCUAUUAUUAUUAAAAGUGUUUGCAAAAUGGUCAAGAUUAUAAUAUUGCUGAAUUAUAUAAAAGUCCUUUUCAUGUUGAGCUAACAUUUGACUUUAGCACAAAAAAGAGAUAUUUUAGAACACGUAAAAUAAUAUUUUUAGUUUUUUCUCAUUUUGUUACCAAAUUUCAAACCUUACAUGGAGGUUAUUAUAGUAUAUUUGACACCCUAUAUACCUGUGAUUAGAGAUGUGUAUAUAUAUGAGGGCUAGGCAUGCUGUGUGUCUGAGCUUUGUCUAAAUGUUAUGCAGAAGUUUGUAGAGUUAAAGGUACGUAGGUUUAAUUCAUGCAAGGUAAACAAUAAGUGCUCUCUUUUAUACAAUAUGCAUUGCAUCUGGACCUUAAACAUAUAAAAAUGGUCAGUGAAACUUCUGUGAACAUGAAGAAAUUAUUAAAAAAGGCAUUUAAAUGAAAUUUGCUAAGUUGUGAUUUUUACGGUUGGAACCAAAGUUAUUCAAAUAGUAAAAGAAAAAAGAGAAGGAAAGAAAAGGAAAUCUCCCAUAAUAUUUUUUUGCAUCUGUUUGCUUUGACUGAGUAGGCGUUUUGUCAUUAUUGUGUAUAUGAGAUGUACUUGUAUCGUUCAUAAUAUAUUUUUUUUAUUAUGUGUAGAAAGAUUUUAAAAACUUAACUAACGUGCAGCAAUUUCCAGUGAACCUGUACUUGGACAUCAGGUAGUGAGUCUAUUUGUGGUCACUAGCACUGUCUCCUAAACUUGUAAGAGGUCUGAAGCUAUCCUUUGAUUUUUGCCAGUGCUAUUAACUUAUGUAGACCUGUUAAAAAGCAGAGCAACACAAUUAUAGUUAUCCUACUGAGCCAUGGAUUCUGAGCUUCAUUUUAAAAGUGAAAGCCAAGUUGGUGUAUGUAAAGGAUUUCCAUGUAGCUGUGGUGCUAGUUAUUACUGGCUACAUUAUAUGCUAAGUGUAUUUGUGUUCCCCGUGUACAAGCCUUCUAUCAAAAGUAUGUUCUAUAACUCAUAUAUUCAAGGUGUAGGGUAUGAAAAUGCAGAGCUUAGGAGAGCACUUUACCAAGCUGGUGUCCUCCAAACUGAAAUUGUUUGUAACGAUAGUCUUUUACAGGUUUUCAUUUAAAGAUGUUCGUGUGCUUUUAAUUGACAACUAACUUCUUGCUGCUGUAUAGUAAAAUAUUAAUAUAUUUUUAUCAUUAAACUGCUGCAUGACUAUCAUCUUUGAGUGAAGAGAAAAUGUUAUAAAAAAAAAAGAUGCCUUAAACAGUACUUUUUGGUUUGGAAUUCUGUAGAAAGUAUUUUGGUUUAAAAAAAAAAGGGUCUUGUCUGACAUAGAGAGUUCUGGGGAUGGAAUUGUUUUCUUGGCAAAUCAGCCAUAUAGAUCUAACUGCUGUAUGUAGAAGACACCACCUGUAGGAGCUGGAAGGUAUCAGUGCUUCUCACAUUGUAAAGCAUUGGCCUAGGAAGGUGAAACAGUUGUCUUUUUGAAGGAUUUUUUUUUUAUGCUGGUUCUCUGGGUUUUGAUUUGGUAUUUUUAAGCUCCCUGGUUGAGUGUGUCGUCUUUGAGAUCUACUGUAUGUGUUGAAUAACAAGCUAUUUCCAUUGUACUGUGCAUUUUCCCAUUAAAUUGUUUGCUUUUAAUAUUCAUACAAUGUUUAAUAUGAGGUGACCGUACAAUAGUUAGGAGUUUCUUUACUUACAAAAUCACUGGAAAUGAUUAAAUUGCUUUUCCCCUUUCCCCCAAGGUGCAUUUUUCUUAUUUCCAUAUAGUAAAGUUGAGCUUUUACAGUGCAUAAUGUGACAUUUGGAAUGCUUAUCAACUGCAUGUAAACAUUAAUAACCUGCACUUUUUUGUCUUAAGGUUUGUUGAGCUGUUUUGUUCACUGUACUUUAACUGUGAUAUGGAAAAGACUGCAUUCUUUGUGCUGUUACUAGUUAGGAAAGAGAAUUGCUUUGAUUUUGUCUCUUGUUUACUAUAGCUUCUUAAAGUUAAGCCUUGUACUACAGGUUGUUGGAGUACUCCUAGAUCAGUGUUUCAUAGUAGCCAGCAAUAAGUAGUGCAAGUCAACAAAAACACAGCAAACUUAGGCAAAGUGUCCUUUCUUUGAGAUGCUAGUUCUUUCAUGAGGUUUUCUUUAGGGUCCGAGUUACCUAAAGUGAAGCCUUUCUUAGCUAUAGACUUCAGAUUCUGCUUGGAAUCCUACCGGAUCAAGAAGCACAUGUAUUGUGCAAUUAUCUUUACACUAUAACAGUUAAACACAAUCUUACUAAGAUUUUGAAACCAGUGUCUGAUUUAUGGUCAGUGGGUUUAAAAAGAAAUCCACAUGCAGAUCUUUUAAGACUUCUUAAGACGUGAUCAUAGAAAAGACUAAUGACUGUAAAGAUGCUCUUUUUUUGCAUCUCACUUUACCUUCCCAAGUACCCCCCUCACCUUCCCUUCUCCCCUCUCCUGUUUCAUCCUUUUCCCACCCUUCCCCCCAGGUGCUCGGUACUUUACCAAGGUUCUAUAUCUCAGUGUUUUAUGUUGGAGUUUUUCCUUGUUUUUAUUUUACUAGUUGGUAAACCCUGUUUGUGCUGAAACAAAAAAGGAAAUGGUAUAUUUGACCAUAUGUUUUAUUCAUAGAAGACAGUAUGAUCAAAUGUGCCAAAAACAAGUAAACAAAACUUAAUUCAUGACAAGUAUGCCUUAUUUUUAAUGAUCUGCUUUGUCUUACAAUUAAGGUCCAAGAGCUUGGUUAAACUAUAUUAUUUGCCUAAGUAUAAAAGAACACUUGAUAUGCAUUGCGUUCUUUAAAAUGAGAGACAUUGUCAAGUAAUUUAAUCCAGAGAUCAGCCACCAGAUUUGAAAUGCCCAUAUAAGUGUGUGUGUUUGGUGUUGUUCGUUUUUUUUGUUCUUUUGUUUUUUCUUUUAAGUCACCAAAUCUUUUUAAAGCUACUUUUUAUUUGUGCCUCCUAUUUAUCAUGCUGAUGUUGGAAGCAGCAGUCAUCCAGCCACAGAGGGAGCUAAAGUUAACUAACCAGAACUGUAGAAAUCUUAUACAUGCCUUUGACAACAGAGGAAGUUCAUAAGAAAAGCCAUGUUGGCUUUUCCUCCACUAGAUACAGAUUGGAGGUAGAUGAAUAUUUGCCAAAUGGAAAAAAAGACAAUGUGAGUCAGGAAAGACGAACUUUUCCAGCUUCUCAAAAGCCAUGGAGAGUAGAAACCAAAACCAACAGGGAAAUAAAAAACCUUGAAAGUCUCACUUUCUAGUUAUCCCAUGCAGGGGUUGAAAUUUGACUAAAAGUGAAAAAUAUAUCAAUGUGUUUUUUAGGUCUUUACAUAUAGAGAUGGAUAACUAUUCCAAUUUGAUUUUUCAGGUAAUGGAGAAAGCUGCUAGUGAUUUUAACCCCUGCCUAAAGAAGACAGAUAAUUUCAUUUGGGAGCAAAUACUUGUUGCCUUGAAAAAUAGCACUGUAAUAGCCUAUGAUAAUUAGUUAUAGAAUAACUUUUAUCCCUUUUAAACUAUGCAAAUUAUUAAAUAAGUGUAAAUUAGGACUCAGUUAAAGAUAGUUGAUUAUAUUGCAAUCAGAUGGCAUUCACAAACUUAACUGGAGCAUAUACAAGUAAAAUCUAUUAGUCUAAGAGUUUUGUAUGCUAACAGAAAAAUAUAAUUUAGCUACCUAUUCUAAAAAUGGUGAAUAUUAUUAAUAUUGUACAAUAGGACUGGGAAGCCUGCCUCCUUUUUUGAAGAGAGAGAUUAAGGAUUUUUAUAAUUGUUUUUCAUCAAAUUUUAAUAUUUUUGUCAAAUUUUUAGGUAUUUAAUUUGUAAAACAGUUUGCUUUGUACUGGCAUACAGAAAAUAGGGUAUUGAUUUUAAACUUUUUGAAGCCAAGUGAUCAAGUACAUUUGUAAUAAAAGUCAAUGGAUCUAUAUCAGUUGUACUCACUGUUUUCAUUUCUUAUACUUAAUAUAGGAAUGUUGUACUUUUUCUGCAGGAAAACAACUAAAUUUGGGUGGAAGGGAGGGGAAAAGAUAAGUCUGUUGAUGAGAAUCUGGGUGGGUACCAUGGCCCAAGUACUUUAUAUAAUCUUUAAGUCAGUUAAGAUUUGGUAUAUUAAAAAAGAUAUAUAGGUCACUUUUUCUACUUUUUUGCUUAUGAAAAGUGUUUAUGGGGGUUGUCUCAUUCAUUUUU